GACACGCUUACUAAAAUAUAUGCAAUCACAGAUCAUUGCAAGUGUAGCUGUUUAAGAUACAGCAAGUGUGUGUGUGUGUGUUUUGUUUCAUUUCGUUUUAAAAGUUAAAUCCCAUUUUAUUAUUAAUUUUAUACAAAUGACUCAACUCGGCGUGCAACUAGCAGAUGUAAAUAUGCCACGUCCGCACGAUACUCAGUCACCGCCCGAUUUAAUCGAUACCGCUAAUUUCACCAUAGACUUUGCCGGUCGCAAGUCUAUCAUCAUCGGACUCGAUCCAUCUAAUGAUUUCAACAUAUCCGUACAAAUAAUUACACCAUCACGGUUCGUAUGCUUGUCAACUGAUUUUUUACGACGUAUUUACUCGUUGAUGGGGAAUAUUCUAUCGAUUAUAUGCGAGCCACCGGUUAAGAGCCGUGAAAGGCUUUUCAAAGAUGAAACAAUUACACUGUCCAAGACGAGUUAUCGCGGUGAAAAUAUGCUGGUAGUCGAAUCUUAUCUCCAGCAAGGAUGUCGCGUAUUAUUGAGUAGACAAAAUCUACUGAAGCUUCAAGACAUGCAAUGGAUAAUCAACGAAACGAUCGCAUUGAAAUCUAACAUUUUACGUGACACGGUGGUUAAUCAAAUCGAUCUUGUCGCGACAUAUUUAAACGCUAAUGUACACGUGGAAAAAACCUUGACCGUUGAAGAAAUUAUAGCGAUCGUACAAAAUAUUCAUAACGAUUUAGCGAUAAUGAACAUUGUCCCAAAAAAUGAAUGCAAUUUUACAAACCAGAUAAAAUUGUUUGCAUACAAACAACUCGCUCAACGUUGGUUUAAGAAAAUGCAUGAAAAUGGUGAAGACCGUAUGACUACUAACGAUGUCGGCGUCAGCGGUACCGGUGUUGAUGACAGCAAUUGGCCGAUUACACUCGAGACGAUCAAUGGAUCGACGAUGCUCUCUUAUACCAACUAUUGAUGUACAGCUGUUUCCUGAACAUUCUAUUCACCCAUUCACCCAUCGAUCGAGAAUAAGAAAAAAAAUAGCUGAUUAAACGCAUUACAAUAUAUAUAUAUAUGUAAACAUUAAUUAUAUUGUUAC
Molecule: messenger RNA, 1078 nt
Organism: Aphis gossypii (cotton aphid)
Lineage: Eukaryota; Metazoa; Arthropoda; Insecta; Hemiptera; Aphididae
Exons: 2
Coding region: 137-955 (272 amino acids)
Source: RefSeq, a predicted model, not a curated record